Molecule: messenger RNA, 4854 nt
Organism: Venturia canescens
Lineage: Eukaryota; Metazoa; Arthropoda; Insecta; Hymenoptera; Ichneumonidae
Gene: RanBPM
Product: Ran-binding protein M
Exons: 7
Coding region: 609-2369 (586 amino acids)
Molecular function (GO): protein binding
Source: RefSeq, a predicted model, not a curated record
CGCAGUUCAUCAGUAAUAAGAGAGCCAGAGAGCGCUGAGGAGCAUCGGCAGAGGAGAUUCAGCAGAGAGUGAGCGAGAGAAAGAGAGUGGAGAGCAGUCAGCAGCAGCAGCGAUGCAAAAAGUCAGCAGCACAAAGCUCCAGUUGAAAAACGAUAAACGUCGGGAUAACGAAUCUUUAUUUGAGGAACUCAAGCCAUCACUUAUUGGCUCCAUCGGAUCGCGCAGAUUGAGUGUAAACAUCGAAAAAUUGUACGAUUCAAUGAAUUCGUGAUUAUCGUUCGAGAACGAAAAUAAAUAGAAAAAUUAAAUAAAGUAAAAACAGUGACGAAUAAGCAGGGGGUAAAGAGAAAGAGCGAGAAAAAAGUGUUUUCUGGAUGCGCGUUUGGUUGUGCGCGUUGCUGUUAAAUUCACAUACGCAUAUAAUAUUCCCUCUCGCUCUUCGAGAGUGAGGGAGGGAGAGGGAGAGAGAGAGAGAGAGAAAGACCCUGUGAGUUUAGCAGGCAAGACAGGGCAAAACUAGACUUUAAAGAGUAGUGAGGGUGGAGAAGGAGGGAGAGGAGUGUGGAGGGGUGGGGGAAGUGAGUGAGAGAGAAAGAAGGGCAGUGCGGAUGACAAUGAUGGCCGCCACCAGCGAGGAACGGAGUGUUAUGGAGACUUCGAGAACAAAUUCGGAACAAAAUCAGCCUGUCGAUCGUCUCAAGAUGUUAUAUCCAAUGGUAAACGAAGAGGAAACACCCUUACCAAGAUCGUGGAGCCCUAAGGACAAGUACAACUAUAUAGGACUUUCCCUAAAUAAUCUUCGAGUUAAUUACAAAGGUUAUGGAAAGACACACAAAGACGCUGCCAGUGUUCGCACAACGCACUCCAUACCGGCCGCAUGUGGCCUCUAUUAUUUCGAGGUGAAAAUAGUGAGCAAAGGACGGGACGGUUACAUGGGGAUCGGGCUCUCGGCUCACGGUGUAAACGUCAACAGACUUCCAGGAUGGGACAAACAUUCUUACGGCUAUCACGGUGACGAUGGCCACAGCUUUUGCUCAUCCGGCACAGGACAACCCUACGGACCGACGUUCACGACCGGUGAUGUUAUCGGAUGCGGUGUUAAUCUCGUUGAUAACACCGCAUUUUACACGAAGAACGGUCAUCAUCUCGGUAUUGCCUUCACAGAUUUACCGCCAAAUCUGUAUCCGACCGUGGGUCUCCAAACACCCGGUGAGAUGGUCGAUGCCAAUUUUGGUCAGGCGCCAUUCGUUUUUGACAUCGGUGACAUGAUAAACGAGUUGCGAGUACGAACGAGAUUGCAGAUAAUAAAUUAUCCAACACCUGAUCACGGGCAGGGACAGUGGCAAGCUGUACUUCACAAAAUGGUCUCGACGUAUCUCGUCCAUCACGGCUACUGCGCCACUGCCGAAGCUUUCGCCAGCAGUACCGGACAAACCUUCGAUGAAGAUCUUAACUCCAUUAAAAAUAGACAAAGAAUUUUAAAACUCGUGCUCGCCGGGCGAAUGGGCGAAGCGAUAGAAUUAACGAGUCGAUUAUAUCCGGGUCUUCUCGAACGUGAUUCAAAUUUGAUGUUCGCCCUUAAAUGUCGUCAAUUCGUCGAGAUGGUUAACGGCAGUGAUUCCGAAGUUUGCCAAAGUACGAAUGAUAAUCAAACGAGCGUUAUACAAUCCACCAAGACGUACACGAAAGCAUCCUCGAACGGUAACGUCGAAGAAAUGAAUUUCAACAACACGAUCAACGGAGCUGCGAGCGUCGAUCAACAAUUUAUCAAUGGUCAAAUCGAGGAGGACGUCGAUAUGGAAGACACUACGAACGCGACGAUUAACGGUGUCAAUAAAAAUAACACCAAUGGUUAUCAGAACGGUAAUCCAAGCUCAAAUGGUUUCAAAUGUCAAAAUGGCGAGGAUGUUGAUAUGGAAAUCGACAGUGCCAAUCAACAACAAAACGGUAAUUGCAGCGUAAGCAACGAAACGCCGAGUGGUAAAUGUAGCAAAAAACAAUUAUGCGGUGGCAACAAACAGGCGAUCGAAAAGAUGCUCGAGUUUGGAAGACAAUUGUAUUCACAAUCGAUACACUUACGACAGCAACACGGAAAGAACGAGGCAAACAAAAAAAUGCUUCAAGACGCCUUUAGUUUACUCGCUUAUUCGAGUCCGUGGAAUUCACCUGUCGGAUGGCAGUUAGACCCUCAACAAAGAGAAACCGUUUGCGGAAGACUCAAUUCCGCAAUACUUGAAUCGAGCAAUCUUCCUCGUAGACCACCACUCGAAGUAGCGGUAUCGCACGCACGAGAAUUGGUCCGUUUAAUGUCGAGCGCCGGUCUCGGCGCAUGUGGUUUUGCCGUAGUGGACAAUAUUAUUCAAUAUUGACGGUGCCUAUCUCUGCUGCCACGAGCGCCCCUUCUACCUGCCCGAGUGUGGUGAGUGCUCUCGUAUUUAUCCCGGGGAAAGUGCCUGACAAUCUCGAUGGACUCGACCAGCAACGAAUUUAUUCUCGAUGCCACUUUGAAAUAAAAACAAGCAUAAACGGAAACGAAAUUCUCAUAAUAAAACAAUCGCUGUCAAACGGCGUAGCAAUAAGAAGCUAAAAUUAAAAAGAAAACACUUCUGGUUAAAUCACGGAUCUCGCAAUUCAUAGCCGUACGAGCGAAUUUUUAGCGUUUUCAGUUUUCAUUUUGAGCCUGAAAAGAAAAAAAAACGAAUUCUCUGGUUCAAUCGGAUGUAAAAAUUGUGAAAGAAAAAUGUCUUUUCAAUCGGGAAUUGUGAAGAGAGAAACCAUUUUUUUUUUUUUUCAAUUAAGAUGGUUCGAGUAAAAACCAGCAUUUUCGAUGGAACAAAAUUUCGUUAAAAUUCAAUUUUCGGUCCCAUCGAUCGAAAAUUUUCAACUUUCGUUCUAAACGCUCAUCGCUUUUUCUGUCUCCCCCAAUGAGAAUCGCUGAGCGAGUGUUUCAUUCGUAAUAAGAAUUAUAAAAACAAUAAAAAAAUUAAAAUGAGUCCAAUAAUAAUAGGUUAAUGAGGGAGGACAUAAACGAAAAUUUUUCAAUGGGAGGAUCUUUUAGGAUACGGAGACGGAACGUGGAGCAGACGAUACAGUUGAGCCAGCAACGUCGCGAUGUAGACUCCAUCUUCAGCUAGUGGAAAAAAACAAACAAACAAAAAAUCAAAAAAACGUAAUGCGAGAAUACGAGAAACAUAAAACGAAAAAACUUUGAAACACGAUAUUUUGUCGGUGAUUUUACUCGGACCGAUCUCACACCACAAAGAAUAAGAAAAAAAGCAAAAAAAAUGUAAGCUACACACGACACAACGGGUAAAAAACGCUCAGGCCUGCCAGUCACAAGAUCGAGAAAAGAAAAGAAAGUGCAAAAAACAGAAAAAGAACCAAACGAGGACGAUCGGCGAGAUUUUUUUCUUUCUUUCAAUCCUGCUGGAUGAACAUGAACACUCUUGGAGGUCACGAUUUGGUCGCGGGCUUGCGGUUAACGUUGUUCCCUUAUUUCUCCUCAAUCUCAAACCUCCUUUUGAUCCUACGAUAUUCUAUUUUUUUUUCUUUUCUUUCAAUCUCCAGUUUUGACUCUUUCAAGUCUUCAAUUUUUCGUAUCCCUUUGUAAUAGCUCCAUGAUCGUUUCUCGGUUAGAUGUACAACGAGAUACACAUGCCACUCUGUUGAUUCGUCUAAAAAUCGGUAUUUUUAAAGGAAAACAGAAUUCUUAAAGGCAACAAAAAUCCCAUCUUCGUCAAAUUUUUUUAAAACGAAUUCGUCAAUAGAAAAAGCUUCAAAAUGAUUAUUUCGUGUCUACUUUUCAAAGUUCGAUUUUAUACUUUGCAUACUCGGUUUAAAGAUUGCGAGAGUGGAAACAAAAUUCAGUCCCUUUUCCUAAAUCCUCAAAGAUCCAUAAAUCCUUUAUCCGCGAUAUUCUCGUUUUCGGAGUUGUGCAAUAAUACUCACGAAUUGAAUCAAUAUUUCACUGAAUCCGAUGCAUCGAAAAGAAUUAGUCCAACUAUAUCAAAUAGGAAACAGGAUAAAAAACUGAUUUUUCACCCGAGCGAUGAAAAAUCUCGUGCGUAGAAAAAAGAAAUGAAAGAAAAAACCGGUCACGUUCAUUUUCGGGAUCCUGGAGGAGAUCCUCCUGAUCGAAAUUUUUCGGGCGUACCUCGGGGGAGGAGGAACGCGAGAACACGUUUCAACGGAAAACAUACGCGAAAUAAAAAUAAAAGAAAGUGGAAAACACAGAAUAAUAAUGUGAAAAGAAACGGAUGGACAGCAAGGAACGGACGAGGUCUAUAUAUAAGUAAUUAUGAGAAAGAGAGAGAGUUAGAGGAAGAAAAAGCAAAACAAGAAGAAUAAGAGGAAAAGAAUAAAGGAGGAUAAAAGAAAAAGAUAAAACGAGAACUUAACUAAAGACGAUCUUGUACUCUACAACUAAGUAAUUGUUUUUUAUAUGCGACAUAGUAUAUUAUUAUAUUAUAUAUUAUUAAAAAAUAAAUGAACAAAAAAAUGGAAGAAGUCGAUGCGAAGGAGAAGAGUGAAGGAAAGAAAAUAAUGAGAAGGAGAUAAAAGAUGAGAAAAUCGUAUGCAGAUAGACCGUAAGCGUGCGUUUAAAUACAAUAAUUUACUAUAUAUACAAAUCAUAUUAAAAAAGAUUAAAAACAAAAAAAAAGGAAAAAAAAGAAGAACGGAAAAGAUGAAAAAAAAUGACACGAUAAAUGAAAAACCACAGGAAAUUCAAUAGGUGUAACUCGAAACGAUGAAAAAACAACCAACAAACAAAUAACUUUUAGUGUUAUGUUUUAUGUACUAUAGAUAGUUGCUACGAUAAUGAUAUGAGCGAAUACAGCAAUGAUUUGGACGAGA